Molecule: messenger RNA, 2007 nt
Organism: Paramecium pentaurelia
Lineage: Eukaryota; Ciliophora; Oligohymenophorea; Peniculida; Parameciidae
Source: the annotation of a GenBank genome assembly
AUGAGACCAAAAUAUUAGUAAACUUAAAAUGAUAGUAAUACUCAAGUUAGGAUUAAUAUUAAACAUGUUUCACCUAUUCAAAUAGAAGUAUUAAAAUAAUCAGGAGAAAGAGUAGUAGAAAAUGAAAAGAUUGGAGUUUAUAUAUUUGAAAAUUAAAAUAAAUCUAUAAUGGCUUCUUCAUCAGGAUAUAUUGUUUGGGCUUAAAAUUAACAGGUUUUUGAAAUACCUGUCACUGAUCAAUAUUUUACAAUAGGUGUAAUCUAUAAAAAUAAAAAUGAUAUGCCUAAUCAAGUAAAAAUAUUAUUAAUUUAAAGCAAGAAGAAUUUGAAAUAAAUACUGCUUCUACUUCUUCUUAAGCAUAAUAAAAUUAUACAAAAUUGAAUUUCUCUUAACUUUCCGUAAAGAAUUGUUAAGAAAAUAUUCAAAUCUUAAAAUGGAGAGUUAAUGUUGGAGAUUAUAUAUCACCAACAAUGAUUUUAGGAAUUUGCGUUGAGGAAAAUUAAUAAGAUGAAAUUGAUUUAAGAGCAAAGAUUAAAGGUCGCAUUAUAGAGUUAGCUAAAACAAAAACAAUAUUAUCAAGAAAUGAUGUAUUUUUGGUUAUUGAUAUUACACAAACUUGUAAUCAUUUAAAAAUAGAAAAAAAUUAUUGUCUUAUUUGUAAUGAGAAGAUCAUUAGAAAUGAAGAAUCGUUAGAUUUAAAUUAUUCGGAUGACAUUUCUAAGAAGAUUUCAAAAGAAAUUGUACUUGAUAUUUUAAAGAAAAGGAAACUAAUUAUGGUACUUGAUCUAGAUUAAACUAUUUUACAUGCCAUCAAAAUUACAACAAGUUUUAAUAAAUAUGAUUUCUGUGAAAAGCAAAAUAAAAUGAUAUAGUCUGAUAGUGAUAGAUAAUUCAAUGGGUUCCAUUAAUUGGGGUUUAAUAUUAAGGAACAUUUUUUAGAAAUGGCUUGUGAUUAAUAGAGCAAAUUUAUUAUUAAAUUAAGACCCUACUUCGAAUAGUUUUUCUUAACAUUAAUACCUCUUUUUGAUAUCUUCAUUUACACCAAAGCAAGUAAAUCAUAUGCAGAUUUCAUUUUAAACUUUAUUUCCAAUAGAUUAAAUGAAGUUAUUCCUGAACAUAAACCUUUCUUUCCCCCACAACGAGUCUUAUCACGUGAAGAUACUAUAUGUUCAAAUAGUAAAUCAUUAAAUAGACUAUUUUAUCCAGGAAUUGCAACUAAUCUAUUAGUAAUUCUUGAUGAUAAUGCUGGAAUGUGGAAUCAAUUCAAAGAGAAUCUAAUACAUACAAAACCAUUUGUAUACUUUAAUGAACAUGGUUCAACUAAAGAUGGAUAAGGUAUUGCAACUGAUAUUGAAAAAGAAGUAUAAAUUUAUAAUAAAAAUGAUUUUUGGUUAUAUACAAUAACAUAGAAAUUGAAAGAAAUAUCUGAUUAAUUUUGGAAGUAGGUUAAAUUGGCUUAAGAUGAUCCAAAUUUUAUAAUAGAAUUUGAAUAAUAAGUAUGUAAAGCUAAAAAAAUAAAAACAGAAAUUAUAGAGGAAACCAAUACUCGAUUAGAAGAAAGAACUCCUUUAGAUUUAAUUAUAAAUAGAAAAAUAAGUGUUCCUACAAUUUAUUAAGAAAUGAGAAGAAAUGUAUUGAAUGGUUUAACUUUAUUUUUUGCAAUUUCUGAAGCACAUGAAGAAUCUAUAAAGAGAGGAUUAGAAUAAGCAAAAGAUAAAGCAGUUAUGUUAGGAGCCAAGGUUUAUAGAGAAUUUAAAGAAGAUUAUUUUGUAGGCCAAGAAAAUAGUUUUGUUAUUACAGUUGGAAGAAGGAAGAUUAGAAGUAUCAUGAUUGCCUAAGAGAAGAAUGUUCCAAUCAUACAUUAUAAGUGGAUUGAAGAUUGCGAUAAUUAUUUAUUUAAAGCAGAUUAUAAAUUAUAUAUUGAAAAAGAAGAUGGAAAUAAUAAAAAUUUAACUGAAGAUGAUUAGAGAGAUUAUGUACUAAAAUGUUAGUUAAUGAAAAUAUGAG